AUGAUUACAGUGGAAGUUAAGAAGGAGAUCAUCAAGAAGUAUGAACGAGGUAUGCGAGUGGCUGAAAUUGCAAGAUUUUAUAAGAAGUCUACGUCGACCAUUUGUACAAUAUUAAAGAAGAAAGAAGAAAUAAGGGGGCUAGAUGCAGCAAAAGGAGUCACGAGAAUAUCAAAGCAACGGCCACGUGUUCUGGAAGAUGUAGAGAAGUUGCUUCUGGUUUGGAUAAACGAGAAGCAACUAGCAGGUGAUACUGUGACUGAGAAUUUUAUCUGUGAGAAGGCAAAGGCCUUGUACACUGACCUUGUAAGUAAACUGCCAGGUACGUCAACAGAAAAAGAAGAAGGCUUCAAGGCAAGCAGGGGAUGGUUUGAUAACUUUAAGAGGAGAAGUGGCAUCCGUAGUGUUGCGAAGCACGGAGAAGCUGCAAGUUUGGAUGCUAAGGCAGCUGAGGCAUUCGCUACUGAGUUCCAGAAGCUCAUGGUUUCUGAGUGUUACCUGCCAGAACAAGUUUUUAACUGCGACGAGACGAGCGGGGAUUUUAAAGUCAAGCCCCUGCUUGUGUAUCAUUCUGAGAAUCCACGAGCCUUCAAGAAAUGCAAGAUUCAGAAGAGCCAGUUAAACGUUAUGUGGCGGUCCAACAGCAAGGCUUGGGUCACUCGUAUGUUGUUCAUUGAGUGGAUCAACGAGGUCUUUGGUCCUGCAGUGAAGAAAUACCUUUUAGAAAAGAAUCUGCCACUCAAAGCCUUGCUGGUCAUGGAUAAUGCUCCUGCUCAUCCUCCAGGCUUUGAGGACGACUUACUGGAGGAAUUCGAGUUCAUUAAGGGCAAGUUCCUUCCUCCCAACACCACUCCAAUCCUCCAGCCCAUGGAUCAGCAGGUCAUUUCAAACUUUAAAAAGCUUUACAUCAAAGCACUAUUUCAGCAAUGCUUUGAGGUGACCAAAGGAACAAACCUUACUCUACGAGAGUUUUGGAAAAAUCAUUUCCACAUCGUGAACUGCCUCAAGAUCAUUGAUAAAGCCUGGGAUGGGGUCACCAAGAGAACCCUCUGUUCUGCUUGGAGAAAACUGUGGCCUGAUUGUGUUCUUGGACAUGACCUAGAGGGGCUUGCUCAUGAACAGGAGGCGCCAGUUGUCGAUGAAAUUGUGUCCUUGGGGAAGACCAUGGGCCUAGAGGUGAACGAGGAUGACAUCCAGGAGCUGGUGGAGGAACAUGGUCAGGAGCUGACCACCGAUGAACUGAUGGAUCUGCAUCGCGAGCAACAGCAAAAGGCUACACAGUUCAUCUGUGAGGUUUUUCAAAUUGUCACAAAUCUCCAAACUUUUCCGGAAAAUGACCCAGCCUUCUUGUUAGGGGAAGGGAAGAGGUUGGGGAUAGGGGAAGAGUGGAAGUAA
This is a messenger RNA of Lynx canadensis (Canada lynx), 1392 nucleotides long. Its product is annotated as tigger transposable element-derived protein 1-like. Gene Ontology annotation, cellular component: nucleus. The record is from RefSeq and is a predicted model, not a curated record. Bases 1 to 1392 code for a protein of 463 amino acids. Lineage: Eukaryota; Metazoa; Chordata; Mammalia; Carnivora; Felidae. Gene Ontology annotation, molecular function: DNA binding. The transcript is spliced from 4 exons.